Messenger RNA from Seriola dumerili (greater amberjack), 1710 nucleotides. Its product is annotated as CD200 receptor 1. The record is from RefSeq and is a predicted model, not a curated record. Gene Ontology annotation, biological process: regulation of neuroinflammatory response. The coding region runs from base 286 to 1200 and encodes 304 amino acids. NCBI's taxonomy places the organism in Eukaryota, Metazoa, Chordata, Actinopteri, Carangiformes, Carangidae. Gene Ontology annotation, molecular function: signaling receptor activity. The transcript is spliced from 7 exons.
UACAUUUAUUUAGCAUGACAGGUAUCAAGGAUUUUCAGUUUGUGUGGAUGAGGUGGAGAAUCUGCUCUACUCAAACGCCAAGCUUAAAGGGCAUAAGGAUAGAAAGUGAAAUUGCAUAAGGACGGUACAUGGCUUAAAAGCACGAGACAAACAACUCUGUUCGGUAUUACUCCAGAUAGAACUCAGGACUGAGGAUUUACUUAAAGACUAGACUUGAUGCUUCUCUUACUUGUGUGAGAGGCCCCGUGGAAGCAACUCAACAGACGAACCUGAAUACAACUGGAGAUGAGAGACAUGAUGUGGAUUUAUGCCGUUAUCAUCUUCUUGGUGUCUGAAGCAUGGAGCCUGCAGCCAGGUACUAAUCAAAGCACCUCUGUGAACUCCAGCACGCCUAAUGAAUUAAAAGCUAAUGUUACCAGACAUUUAGAUUUCAACAUCGGGAGUGAUGUUAACCUGAAGUGCAGUGAUAAGACAUGGAAUGAGACAAUAUAUGUUAUCUGGACGAUAAAGUUGAACUACAAAUGGUGUAGGAUAGCCAUUAGUGAUAAUGGUGGAGACUCGAAUGACUCCUGCAAUGAUGGCAAAUCACUCCGAAACACAUCCACAUCUCAAUCCUACCUGCACAUCCCAAACUUCUCAAUUCAUGACGUGGGGAUCUACAGAUGUGAGCAGGCUUUCAAAGCUGGAGUGGAAGCUUAUGGGACCAAUGUAACUAUCAUAGUUCCUCCCAGUAUAUCAGCCUGGCUAGAGCAAGGGGCAAACAAGAUGGUAGCUGUGUGCAAAGCAGAAAGAGGGAAACCUGCUGCCAACAUCAGCUGGAGUCAUGAGGAAAAUUCAGCAACUGUGGAAACACAGUCUACCUCAGAUGGAUUUAGUACUGUAGAGAGUCGUCUGGAGCUCGCAGAGGGCAUGGAUACAAAGAACCUGACCUGUGCUAUCAGGCACCGGUUCUGGAAAGAGCCGCAGAUUCUGAUUCCAAACCCCACAAAAGGUCAUUUUCUUUGGCUGUUGAUCCUUAUUGUUGUUGUGGUCACUAUAUUUGUGUUGGGAUUCUCAUUUUUUGCGCAUAAGAAACUGCCAUUGUUGAGGCCAUGCCAACAGCCUGCCACGUCACCAUCAAAAUCUCCAACGAUAGAGGAUGUGGAGGAGGUGGAGCCCUACGCCAGCUAUCUUCAACGUGUGAACUCCAUCUAUAACUGAGCUGCAGAUUUGUUCGCAAUGAAUCCUGCGCAUGCAUCACACGGACACACUUAAAUGCUUGUAGGUCUUUUUGAGAAACUGGAGGCUGUGAAACUGAGAAUUGGUGAAAUAGUAGAGAGGAGUGAGAUGACUUCUGAUAAGGAAAGGGAAGCCUCUCAGUUCUGUCCUAACAAACACUUGACUGAUGGAACAGGGGAUGUACCUAAUGUCACACACUGGCUCCCAUGCACAAUACAUGCAGCCCACUACUCUGUAGGUGGGUCUCACAGAAACAUUAUUAAUGACUACAAAUGCAACUGCUGAAGCGGAAAGAAUGCCUUCUUCAGAUAGAUGCAACAUUUCUACUCUACAGAACUACAGACUUUCGAUGUUGCUGAUGAAAUACAUGGGCUGUAGAGACAUGCAUGUAAUUCAGUGACACACUUACUUCAAGAUAAUGAGUACAACAUUAUGUAAAGUAUUCAUAUUAUGGGUUGAUGUAUAAUUAUGUAAUUACACAUAUUAAAAAUA